UCUCCAGCUUGGAAUGUGCGUUCAACACGUGCGCUACGAUUGGAGUUUGUUAUCCGAUCAUAAUGAUAUCUGCAUCUUAAUAGAAUACAUCAAGAAAAGUCGGAUAUUUACAUUGGCCUACAUAAUUUUCAUAAGUAUGGGUGCAACCUGCUACCUGACGGCACCAUUUACUAUACGAAUAAUCGACAUCUUACUGGCAUCGAACGUAACGAGACCAAAGCGAUUGCCAAAUCCGAGUGAAUAUUUCUUGGAUCUGGAAAGAUAUUAUUACUUUCUUCUAGCAAUUACAUAUGUAGGAUAUUAUGUAUGUAGUGUGAUAGUAAUAGCAACCGAUACUAUCUACAUUGCGUUGCUACAACAUGCCUGUGGUAUAUUAGCAAUAUUAAGGUAUAUAUUAUUAUUAUACAUUUGCAGUCAUCGUUUAGAAAAUCUGCCGAUGUCCAAUAAAUCAAGUAAUGUCGAUUAUAAUUUUAUACCUAAAUGGGACACGAAUAUAAAAGAUAUAAUACAAUGUGUACAAUUACAAAUCAGAGUAGAAAGAUUAAUUCAAUUGAUUGAAUCAACGUUUGCUAUAUGUCUUUUUACUGAUAUUGGCUUUGGAAUUUUAUUUCAAUGUUCUUCGUGCGUGAUGAUCGUGACUAAUGUGAAUACCAUGUACCUAAUAAAAAAUUGUCCACUUCUGGCAAUGCAAAGUAUUCGACUUUUCUUCAAUAGUUGGAUAGGACAGAGAAUCAUAGAUCACAGUUCUCAGAUUUCGUUUGCAGCAUAUAAUGGAAUAUGGUAUCAAAUGUCUUUGGAAGCAAGGAAAAUGUUGUUAUUUCUAAUAAUGAAAUGUCGAAAACCUUAUCACAUAACUAUGGCCAAAUUAUAUAUAAUUAGUAUGGAAGGUUACAGUAUGCUAAUGAGAACAUCAGCUUCUUACAUUACACUAAUGAUAUCAUUAAAUACGAAUGACGCCUAA
This is a messenger RNA of Pogonomyrmex barbatus (red harvester ant), 961 nucleotides long. RefSeq lists its product as uncharacterized. Gene Ontology annotation, molecular function: olfactory receptor activity; odorant binding. The record is from RefSeq and is a predicted model, not a curated record. Gene Ontology annotation, biological process: sensory perception of smell; detection of chemical stimulus involved in sensory perception of smell. Lineage: Eukaryota; Metazoa; Arthropoda; Insecta; Hymenoptera; Formicidae. Gene Ontology annotation, cellular component: plasma membrane.